This is a messenger RNA of Amaranthus tricolor (Joseph's coat), 2512 nucleotides long. RefSeq names its product NADP-dependent malic enzyme-like. Gene Ontology annotation, molecular function: malate dehydrogenase (decarboxylating) (NAD+) activity; NAD binding; malate dehydrogenase (decarboxylating) (NADP+) activity. The record is from RefSeq and is a predicted model, not a curated record. The coding region runs from base 462 to 2393 and encodes 643 amino acids. The transcript has 21 exons. NCBI's taxonomy places the organism in Eukaryota, Viridiplantae, Streptophyta, Magnoliopsida, Caryophyllales, Amaranthaceae. Gene Ontology annotation, cellular component: chloroplast. Gene Ontology annotation, biological process: pyruvate metabolic process; malate metabolic process.
GAAUGGGAUGCAAUGCAAAACACAAAGUGAGGAAAACUAAGAGAGAAAAAGCUUGGAGAGCCAUUGUUGUGGUUUCUCGUGUUCAUCUUGUAAUUUCCCGGUUUAUAGUGAAAAGUUUAAUCUCAUGCCGGUGGAUGUAGCUAUCACGUUGAUAGUGAACCACGUUAAUUUCUCGGUUUAAUCUUAGAUUGCAUUGGCAUUUUGGUAAAUACACCUCCAAAAUCACAUUUCCAGCUUGCAUAUUUAAACAAGGUGGCAACACAAGCCUUCUCUCUCCAUUCCUCAAAUCCUCUGAAGAUCUGUCAGCCAACAUCCCCAAUUACAAAGGGCAGGUGAGAAGUAGAAGGAAGAGUAGUAGGAGAAAGGAAAUACAUCUUUCUCCGUCCUCUUUCUCUCUCACAAAUACCGACCAGAAAUCAAAGGAAAAUUGUAAGAGGAUCUCAACUUUCAAGCCAUUCAACAUGAUUUCUCUUCAAAGGAUCACUUUUCUGAAUAACACACCAUGUAUGUCUGGGAGAUCAAUCGUAUUGAUCCGGUUUCAGACGAGAGGUCCUCCAGUGGUUCGGGUGGCGGUGGGCCCGUCAACAGGUCGAUCAGGGGAAGGAAACGGUACCGUUUUAACAGAGGAGGGAAGAAAAGGAACAUCAUUUUCUCCGAUUGAUUUGAAUGAUAAAUCGACGGUCAGUACUGGUGGUGUGGAAGACGUGUACGUUGAAGAUGCUGCCACGGAGGAUGAGCUUGUUACGCCGUGGUCUCUUUCUGUUGCUAGUGGCUACUCGCUGUUGAGAGAUCCUCGCCAUAACAAGGCACUCGCCUUCACAGAAAAAGAGAGAGAUGCGUACUACUUGCAGGGUCUUCUUCCCCCAGCUGUUGUUCCUCAAGAUAUUCAGGUGAAGAAAAUGAUUCACAAUAUCCGCCAAUAUCAAGUUCCCUUGCAGAAGUACAUGGCAAUGAUGGAUCUUCAGGAAAGGAAUGAAAGGCUUUUCUACAGGCUCCUUAUUGACAAUGUUGAAGAGUUGCUCCCUGUGGUCUACACCCCAACUGUUGGUGAGGCUUGUCAGAAGUAUGGGUGUAUCUUUAGGCAACCUCAAGGUCUCUUCAUUAGUUUGAAGGAAAAAGGAAGGGUUCUGGAAGUAUUAAGGAACUGGCCAGAGAGGCAAAUCAAAGUGAUUGUUGUUACAGAUGGUGAGCGUAUUUUAGGUCUUGGAGAUCUUGGUUGCCAAGGAAUGGGAAUACCUAUUGGAAAGCUUGCCUUAUAUACUGCCCUUGGUGGCAUUCCUCCUUCAGCGUGUCUUCCGGUCACUAUCGAUGUGGGAACAAACAAUGAGACCUUGUUGAAAGAUGAAUUCUACAUUGGGCUAAGGCAAAAGAGAGCAACAGGCCAGGAAUAUGCAGAACUCAUGCACGAGUUUAUGACAGCUGUGAAGCAAAUUUAUGGAGAGAAAGUUCUCGUUCAGUUCGAAGACUUCGCCAACCAUAAUGCUUUUGACCUACUUUCUCAGUACGGAUGUACUCAUCUUGUCUUCAAUGAUGAUAUACAGGGAACGGCCUCUGUUGUCCUCUCUGGUCUUCUUGCAGCUCAAAAGUUGGUGGGAAAAACAUUGGCUGACCAGACAUACUUGUUCCUUGGAGCUGGAGAGGCUGGCACUGGUAUAGCCGAGCUUAUUGCUCUCGAAAUUUCAAAACAGACCAAUACACCACUUGAGGAGGCUCGUAAGAAGAUCUGGCUCGUGGACUCUAAGGGGCUUAUAGUCAAUAGUCGCAAGGAGUCGCUGCAACAUUUCAAGAAACCCUGGGCUCAUGACCAUGAACCUGUAACAGGACUCCUCAAUGCUGUUAAGGCUUUGAAGCCGACUGUCUUGAUUGGGUCAUCUGGAGUUGGCCGAACUUUUACUAAGGAUGUUGUUGAAGCAAUGGCUACAUUGAACGAGAGACCUAUAAUAUUUGCUCUGUCUAAUCCAACUUCUCAAUCAGAGUGCACAGCUGAGGAGGCUUAUACAUGGAGUAAGGGUCGUGCCAUUUUUGCUAGUGGAAGUCCUUUCGAUCCUGUCGAAUAUGAAGGGAAGACUUUUACAUCUGGACAGUCAAAUAAUGCAUACAUCUUCCCUGGCUUUGGUCUUGGCUUGUUAAUAGCUGGUGCUAUCCGUGUUCAUGAUGAUAUGCUCUUGGCUGCCUCCGAAGCCCUAGCAGCGCAGGUAACCGAGGAGCAUUUUGCCAAGGGUCUUUUGUACCCUCCUUUCAAGAACAUCCGAAAAAUAUCAGCCUAUAUUGCAGCCAGUGUGGCAGCCAAAGCAUAUGAAUUAGGUCUUGCAACUCGGCACCCAAAACCGGAGAAUCUGAUGAAGUAUGCAGAAAGUUGCAUGUAUAGUCCUGCAUACAGAAGCUAUCGGUGAAAUUUUUGUGGAGCAAUUUCUCCGACCCCACCCAUUGUUGUUCUUUGUUGUACCGAAGAUUAUUAUAUAGUUUUAUUGUAUGUUUUAAUAUGCGAAAUGUAAUGCUUAUUAUGUUUGUA